Messenger RNA from Solanum pennellii, 780 nucleotides. RefSeq names its product probable peroxygenase 5. Bases 106 to 687 code for a protein of 193 amino acids. The transcript is spliced from 6 exons. The record is from RefSeq and is a predicted model, not a curated record. Lineage: Eukaryota; Viridiplantae; Streptophyta; Magnoliopsida; Solanales; Solanaceae. Gene Ontology annotation, molecular function: calcium ion binding; monooxygenase activity.
UAAUUAAUUAUACAUCAUGUUCUCCAACAAAAGCUUGAAUUCUCCCUUUAUUUUCUAUUUAUUGCACAUUCUUCUUAUAUUUUCGUUGCAUAUUAUAUAGUUUCCAUGGCUAGCUCAACCAGUUGCAGUCAAGCUGACGGAAUAAUUGCAAAUAAUCAUGAGCUCACUCCUUUGGAAAAGCAUGUUAUGUUCUUCGAUAUCAAUAAUGAUAGAAUAAUUUAUCCUUCAGAAACGUACAAAGCUUUUAGAAAGAUGGGGCGUGGUAUUUUCCGUUCUACGUUUUCUGCUAUUCUCAUUCAUUUUAAUCUCAGUUACAAGACUCGACCGGGAAAAUGUCCAUCUUUACUCUUCCCUAUUGUGGUAGAAAAUAUUAAAUAUGCCAUACAUGGUAGUGAUUCUGGUGCCUAUGACUCUGAAGGGAGGUUUGUGCCAGAGAAGUUUGAGGAGAUCUUUAAGAAGCAUGCAAAUGAAAAUGCAGAUUCUUUGACCUACAAUGAAGUGAAAGAAAUGCUCAAAACCAAUAGAAAACCAAAGGACUACUAUGGAUGGGCAAAUGCUUUUGUAGAUUGGCAUUCUUUAUAUGAUUUAGGCAAAAAUAAGAAUGAAAAAUUGACAAAAGAAACUGUAAAAGCUCUGUAUGAUGGAAGUCUUUUUGAGCAAAUAGCAAAGGAGCAUGCUUCAAAAUAGUGGAUUCUAUAGUUCCACUAUAUAUUAAUUAAGUUAUUGUAUUAUGUUGUUAAUGCUAUUGUUGUUAUAAUGCUAUGUUUUUAUUUUUAUGCA